Molecule: messenger RNA, 585 nt
Organism: Venustampulla echinocandica
Lineage: Eukaryota; Fungi; Ascomycota; Leotiomycetes; Helotiales; Pleuroascaceae
Exons: 1
Coding region: 1-585 (194 amino acids)
Source: RefSeq, a predicted model, not a curated record
AUGCUGCAUCUCGAAUUCCUCGACCUCCCGCAGGAGAUCCGCCUCCAGGUGUACAGUUAUCUGCUCGUCGUACCAGCGUUCGGCACACCCCAAUUCCCAGGCUGCCACGAGACACCCAUCUAUCCUCAAAUUCUGGCCGUAUGCCGUGUGAUCCACGACGAAGCAAAACAUCUUCUCUACAGUCGCAACACGUUCAUCGCACAUCCUACCGCCCUCUCUUGCCGCCCACGGCUGCGCCUAUACUAUGAUCCCAUCAGUCGGCCCGAUCUGCGUUUGCUGAUCCGAAGCUAUUAUAUAUGUCUUCGCUUAGACUGCCCUCCCCCUUACUCUGCAGCAAAAGUCCAGGAAGCAUUUACGGGUGUGCAUAGACUGACCAUCGAUGUCAUUCGGCCCCCGCGUAAUGACCCCCAUUACGAGGUUUUGGGCCUAUUUGAGGGAGUCAGGGGCGUGAAUCGACCGAUGGUUAUUGGAAAUGUUGCCCGCUUCCCGGAAUAUGCCAAGUGGCUGCAGAAAUCCAUGUCGACACCUAUCGGUGUUGAUGUGAAAAGCUUCAAGUGGCCAGAAGAGCGGAAUAGUGCCCCGUGA